UAAAAAUAUCUUCAUGGUUGUGAAUGUACAAAAAAUAUCAUCUCGACUCAUGAUUUAGGAGAUGAAUUAACAUGAAUAAUGGGAAUUGAAAAAUAUGAUCUCGACUUCUAAUGAAAAUGCCAUCUUUAUUGUCAAUGUCUCAAUAUUGUCGUCUUGAUUGUAAUACGUGACUUAUUUGGGCGGAUGACGACAAGGAGAGGACGAACUCAUUUGGGCGGAUGACAACAAGGGUUUCUACUCAGUCCGCAGUUGUUAUAAGCGAAUCACCCAUAGUACGUUGCCAGAUGUUGGCUGGGUGAAGAUAUGGAAGCUUGAUAUACCUCCGAUGGUAAAAAUUUUCUUUUGGCAAGCUUGUGUGGAUUGUUUACCGAGUAAACAACGGUUGAUUCAACGUAGAGUUCCGUUAUGGCCAAAAUGCUUGAUAUAUGGUCAUAAAGAGGAAAGCUCCAUUCAUGUCCUUCGAGACUGUACCUUGGCUCGGUUGGUAUGGCACAACAGGGGCAACAACUUUUUGCAGAUUGCAGGCCACGACUUUGGGGUGUGGGCAUCUUCGGCGGCAGCCAAUAGCACGAAGGCUGAGUUCGGGAAGUUUGCCAUGAUCUGUUGGAGCUUAUGGAAGGCUCAGAAUGAAAAAGUUUGGAAAAAUUUAAAUCCAAACUGGAAAGGUGUCAUUGCUUGUGGUGAAACCGUGCUGGACGGAUGGAAAGCUACGCAAAUUUCCGCCCCCAGGAGCUGACUUCGGUAAGGCAUAGUGAAAUGUGGAAACCACCGAAAGAGGGGUGGGUGAAAAUAAAUGUGGAUGCCGCUACCUCAAAUAUAGGUGAUAUAAGAGUGUUGGGGCUGGUGGUAUGAGAUAGUCAGGGGGUUUUUCUUGCAGGAAAAAGCAUUCGACGGAAGGGUAGAUAUGCAUCAGGCACAACAGAAGGAAGCGGUCAAGUGGGCAUUAGAGCAAGGAUGGCAACGGGUUGUCAUGGAAUCAGAUGCUAAAUAGAUUGUGCAGGGACUUGCUCGGGAAGACGGUUUACACUAUAAUGAUAUCAUCUUUAGAAAUAUUAGACACAUGAUGGUUGAUUUUACCAAUAUAAGUGUCCAAUAUGUGCACCGUUCAAUGAAUUAGGCGGCUCAUAUUCUAGCCAGAGAGGCCUGUUCUGGGUCUGGCGGCACUUGGUCGUUGCCGCGCAAUACUGAAUGCUGGAUCGUCCUUCUACCAUAACGCUUUCCAUGCUUCCACAAAUCACGGAAGAACGCCAACACUGAGACUCCCAUCAUAGUUUUAAAUAACAGUUACAUCCCAGAGAAUCCAGAGAGUAGAGAGGGAAAAUUCUGACAGAAAAUGUUGAAGUUAGAGGAUUUGGCAUUGUGGGUAUUGUUGUUAUCUGCUGCAGUUAUUUCUUCUUCAAUCUCAGUGUGUGGAAAGAAAGCAAUGGCAAGGAAAGAGGACAUUCCAUACAUCAAAUGCCAGGUCUGUGAGAUGCUUGCUUAUCAACUCUACCAUCAAGUUCAGCGAAAGAAAGCAGCAAUCUCACCCAACAAGAUCUCAGAGUACCAGAUCAUUGAGAUUUCAGAGAGCGUCUGUAAUCUAAAGAAGCAAGAAGCUGAUUGGAUUCUCAAAAUUGAUAUUGUAGAAGAAGGAGAUAGGUUGGCGCUUAUUGAACAAGACUCUGAAGGACAAUGUAAUUCAGAAUGCAAAACAGUUGAACGUGCUUGUCAAGAAGUUAUGGACUAUUCUGAUACUGAUGUAGCAGAGUAUUUGUACAAAAACAAACCUGAACUUGAUUCUCUGUUAAAUUUUCUCUGCAAAGACCUAUCCAAAGCAUGUAGCAGGAUGCCACCGCCUGUUCCUAAGGAUAGGGCACCUGGAGAACCUUUCCUUCCCAAGCCCCCAAAAGAUGCUGAAUUGGAAAAUAUACUAAAAGCUAUGCAGAGUAUGCCUGGAGCACCCAGCGUGGAAGUGUACUCCGGGGAUGAAUUGAACCAAAACUUUGGUGAUAGUGAUGAUGAUGAUGAAAUCGACCUCUCCUUGGAUUGGGGAAAACCUGUAAAAGAGAAACAGACUAAGGAGCUGGAUUGGAAGCAGAAGAUCAGCAAAGGGAUAACGGAUACAGGCGAGACACUGAAGAACCAUAUCGCCACGGCAUCUUACAAGUUAAGUGAUUGGUGGAGAGCAAAGAAGGAACAAAUGGAUAAGAAUCACAAGUCUAGUAGUAAAACUGAGCUGUAGUUGUGAUCUUUGUUAGGAUAUAUAGAACAACACACACAUACUCAAUGAGCUCCUAUUACUGUCACUAGGAUUUGUAGUGGAAACUUGAAUGUUUGGAUGAGGAAUUAAACCAUGAAAGAGUAGAAUACUUUACAAAAUACGAAUUCCUGGGCAAAAUAUAGUAUAGUUAUAAACUAUAUAAUGCAAAUAUGAAUUCGAGAUUUUCUUCAUAAGUUUAUAUAUAUAGAGCCAACUUGGGUCCCUGCCCUAUUUUACGAGAAUCAUAAUCGG
This is a messenger RNA of Cuscuta epithymum, 2491 nucleotides long. The record is from the annotation of a GenBank genome assembly. Lineage: Eukaryota; Viridiplantae; Streptophyta; Magnoliopsida; Solanales; Convolvulaceae.